Molecule: messenger RNA, 1872 nt
Organism: Drosophila eugracilis
Lineage: Eukaryota; Metazoa; Arthropoda; Insecta; Diptera; Drosophilidae
Gene: Ctr1A
Product: high affinity copper uptake protein 1
Exons: 6
Coding region: 638-1366 (242 amino acids)
Biological process (GO): copper ion transmembrane transport
Cellular component (GO): membrane
Molecular function (GO): copper ion transmembrane transporter activity
Source: RefSeq, a predicted model, not a curated record
AAAGGGGAGGAAUACGUGUUUAAACUUUUCAAUGGAAUCUGAGCGUGUUUGCAUGUUUUUCUCUCAGCUUAGUAUAUUGAAUUAAUUAUUAAACAAAAAAUGCAUUAUUCCCAGUCGAUGGUUAAGAUAAACAUGAAGCUUGGGUUUUUACUCAAAUCCCUAAAAACAAUCGAAUAUUCGUUUUAAAUUAUCAUCACAUAAGAUCAAUUUAAGUGGUUUUCCAGUGUUAAACCAUGACCUCAUAUCAGCUAGCUCUUUGUUCCUGAACCGCACUUCCUGCGAUAGAGUUAAAUCGAAGUGCAUGCCACAAGUGGUGCGACUCGAACAUGUUUCCAUGAUUACUUUGCAAUGUGGUCGCACCACGUUAUCACUCAACUACGAUAUGAACUGAAUGCGGUGAACCACAGAGACAAAAGUUAAAAAAACAAGAAAAAACAGACAAAAGUCGCUGAAGUUUCCAGCUCGAUUCGGCUGUUUUAAUUCAGGUUCGCAGUGUUCUCAAUUCCAAAAGUGGAACAGCAGUUGGAGGAGUCAUAAGUGCUCCAUUAUAAUCCAGGUUAAUCCAAGGUCAGACUCGUUAAUCGCAUAUCCGUAGAAAAGUCAAGCGCAGUAAGAAGACUCUAGUACUCCAGUAGCUAUGGACCACGCUCAUCACAGUGCACCAGGCGUUGAUCACUCGAUGAUGCAUCAUGAUCACUCGGCCAUGCAUCAUGAUCACAACGCGAUGGGUGCUGCAGUGGCAACUACUGUCUCGCCACUUGAUCCUGGGUCCAUGUUUGAUCUGAUUCCCGACGCCAGCGAUUCGCAUGCGGCACACGCGGCACACGGUGGUCACAAUCAUGGUGGUGGCUCUGGCACGGGGAUGGAGCACAUGAUGCCCAUGGCGUUCCACUUUGGCUACAACGAAACGAUCCUUUUCUCGUGGUGGCAUAUUGAAACUGUUGCCGGUUUAAUAGGAUCCAUGAUCGCCAUCUUCCUGCUGGCCCUGAUGUACGAGGGACUGAAGUAUUAUCGGGAGUAUCUGUUCUGGAAGACGUACAAUUUACUAGAAUAUCGGCCGGUGACGGGACCCCAAAGAAAUCCAGAGGCUCCACGUAUUCCAUCGCCAGCAGCAGCAGCUCCUUCGCCCGUGCAAUACGUGGGCGAAGUUGUGCACAAGCAACCACCUUCGAUGCUGUCGGUUAAUCACCUGCUUCAGACGCUGCUGCAUGUGCUUCAGGUGACUUUAUCCUUUCUACUCAUGCUGAUCUUCAUGACCUACAACGUAUGGCUCUGCCUGAUGGUUGUCCUGGGCGCCGGCGUUGGAUACUUUUUGUUUUGCUGGAAGAAAUCGGUAAUUGUGGAUGUCACCGAGCACUGUCACUAACAGAGAACCACCGGUAGCCUCAGCCGCCGAUGUCUCAUGGAGGCGGGGGCGGAGGCAUUGGAGGAGCAGAUAUCCAUCUGAACGAAAGGCGGAGGCGUUGGUGCUAAGUUUAAAUUCCCGGAGGUUCUCAUCCUAAUACAACAUACCCCUGCCACAUGCUAUUCUCUAUGCCCUAGCCUAUAACUAACUUUUAAGCUGGAUGUAAACGAUGCAGUGGCACCGCCUUGGUGCCCGGAAUAUCAUAGCCAGCAACCGAUGCAUCGUUUACAAUCAAACUUAAAUCCCGACAUAAAGAUCAACUAUGUAAAUGGUCUACUCGCAAGCAUUUGCGGGCAAUCGUUGUAAGUCCAAAGUGUAUAAUACUACAAGAGAACAAAUUGUUCGUAGGAUUCCCCCAAAAGCAAAUACUUUUUUUUUUUUGUAUCAUGAUUAUUAUAUACCAUUUUGUAUCCUUAUUAUACGAUUAUGAUAAUUAUUAUUUGGUAAUAAAAAUCCAUUCUUUUUUA